UCUCUAAAAUUUGAAUGUUUCCUUCAUCAGGAGUUCAAGGUGUUCCUUCUGUGUUUUGCGGUUCUUGUUGUUGCCACAUCUGCAGCAUCUGUAUGUAAAUGUGAAGACAAAAAGGUACAAUUUAAAGUUGUGUCCUUUGAUUGGAGUACUUAAAGAUAACUGUUAUACAUUUACCGGCUUUCAGUUUACGCCAGUUAUUCCUCGUGUAGUCCGCAUUUUGUGGAACUCUCCGUAAAAAUGUCGAGACAUUAGGUACAAAAAAGGAGGGAAAAGUUAUUAGUCAAUGUGAAAAAUUAUACAAAUUCAAGAAACUUUCAAUUGGUUUUGUACAAUCAAAGGCCAACUGAUGUCUCUCUUAUGUUGCAGCAAAGUGUGUCCAAAUACAAGGUAAAAAUAAAGGAUGGAGAUAAAGAAUUUGAAGAAGAAAUUGAAAUCGACACUAAGGAACAAACAGAAACCUAUCGCAUUCCAAAGACAGAUUCUGGGAACGCGGGAGAAGUCGAUGUUGUUUACGACUUUAAGAAGGUAAAAUACUUUGUUCAAAGCAAAGUGGGUGUGAAAUUUUAGUGAUUUUGAUCGAAAGUUUUCUCAACUCGAUUAAUUAUUCGCAUAAUUGUUUGCGUACUCUCUCGCUCAGCCAACUAUCUGUCUAUAUCGGUAUUGUAAUCUGACUUUACACCUGUUCGUUUUAUUCAUUGUUUCCCUUAAACUUUAUUGUGAAUCAUGAUAUCACAACAACAUUGCUUAUGUUUUCCUUUCGUUGUAGAAUUUGACCAUGCAACGACUGUCGGCUGCAAAAGCCUGUUUUCUGAGUAAAUUCACUGAAAAUAUGCCCAAGCCUAGUGACCUCGUCAAGUUACUUGACCAGGUAAUUCAAGUGAGAUUCUUUUUCAUUGGGAUAUUUACGUUCCUACCGUGUUUUAAUAGGAAAUAGAAUUGAAGUUUAAGGUGGUAAAUUUGACUGUCGUUAUGAAAAUGCAUUAUGAUUUUUUCAACUAGUAUUGAAAAUAUUUCGACAAGCUUGUGUUAAUCCCCACUUAAUGAGCUUAGCAACCCUGGAAAAUAGGAAAAACCUAUUACUGGGGUCAGAGACUUCUUUUUUUCGUAAACUUGUUUGAUGGCCAGGAAGUCCUAACCCCUUAUCAGGGAGCUUAAGCAACGACGACGGCGACGUCAAAGAGAACGGCAAUAACGCAAUACGUUUAGAUUGGCAAAACAACAACUUUGCACGUGCAUCAUGCUUUUUUGUACAUUUCUUUGCCGUCGUUGCAUGACUACAACGUGAAAGUGCCUAAUUUCACGUUUUGUCGAGGACGGGAACACGAGACAACAACUUUCCUUUUCUUUUCCUAAACUUUGAUACAGUCCUUUACAAUUCAACUCCAAAAAAAUCUGCCAAAAUCUGACGAAUUAAACGAGAUGGAAUAAGCGCGAUAAAGUUUGAGGCAGCGCAAAUUCACUUUUUAAGUGACGUUUUCGUAGCCGUCGCCGUCGUCGUUGCUUAAGCUCCCUAUCAACUUUACUAGGGUAGACUUCUUUUUUUUUUCAUAAACUUCUUGGAUGGCCGGGAAUUGAAGUCCUACCCCCUUACCAACUUUCCCCCUUAUUAAGUUUCUGAGUUUUUGAGUUGCAGGUAUUUUUCUCAAAAAUAAGGGCUUUUUAAUACAGGCGAUUAAACAUUCGAAAGUAGGCCAGGGUAGGUUAAUGUUUACAGUGGAGCUUUUUAGUAUACACUGAUCUUCUUCUUUGCGUGAAGGUUACUAAAGGCAUCAGUUAGGUUUAUGUUAUUCUUGUUACUCUUUACAGAAGAGCGCCACAACGACAAUCGCCAAAAAUGAGACGAACAGUGAAUACGAAGUCGUUUCGACUGUCACUGACCGCUCGGACCUGAGUGAUGAAAUGGCUUCUCUGUGUGCCAAGCUGCCCAUUUAUCGCGUCAAAAAGACAACGCCGUUGACCCUAAGUGUUAAACGUAAGUGUUCCACUUUAUUAGCUAGUGUAAUG
Messenger RNA from Porites evermanni, 2004 nucleotides. The record is from the annotation of a GenBank genome assembly. Lineage: Eukaryota; Metazoa; Cnidaria; Anthozoa; Scleractinia; Poritidae.